Vigna angularis (adzuki bean) is the source of this 3287-nucleotide messenger RNA. RefSeq names its product katanin p80 WD40 repeat-containing subunit B1 homolog KTN80.1. The transcript is spliced from 18 exons. NCBI's taxonomy places the organism in Eukaryota, Viridiplantae, Streptophyta, Magnoliopsida, Fabales, Fabaceae. Bases 274 to 2754 code for a protein of 826 amino acids. The record is from RefSeq and is a predicted model, not a curated record. Gene Ontology annotation, biological process: microtubule severing; microtubule depolymerization. Gene Ontology annotation, cellular component: katanin complex. Gene Ontology annotation, molecular function: microtubule binding.
UAUUUUCAUUCCCCUUCUCAUUUCUCACUGUUGAAUCUGAAUUCUUCUUCUUUUAUUAUUAUUGUUUUGAGACCAUUUCUCAUCUGACACAUCCAUUACCUUAGCUUCGCAUUUUCAUUUCCACCCGCUGAAGCAUCUCUUCUUGUUGCCGUGAAUCGUUGCAGCAGCAGGGAGAGUCUUUGGAGUAGACCCAAGUUCUGGAUUGUUUCCUUACUUCAAGAAAGGAAACUCAUUUCAGCUUCAGAAGCUGGUUUCUGAGGUGCCCAACAAAAAAUGGCAAAGCGUGGAUAUAAAAUACAGGAAUUUGUGGCUCAUUCGGCAAGCGUCAAUUGUUUAAAUAUCGGAAAGAAAGCAUGCCGUCUUUUCAUUACUGGAGGUGAUGAUCACAAGGUCAAUCUUUGGACAAUUGGGAAGCCAACUUCACUAAUGAGCCUAUCUGGUCAUACUAGUCCAGUUGAAUCUGUCGCAUUUGACUCAGCAGAAGUUUUAGUACUUGGUGGAGCAUCAACUGGUGUGAUAAAGCUUUGGGAUUUGGAAGAAGCUAAGAUGGUUCGCACAGUUGCUGGACACAGAUCCAAUUGUACUGCUGUUGAGUUUCACCCCUUCGGUGAAUUUUUUGCAUCUGGCUCCAUGGACACUAAUCUAAAGAUUUGGGACAUAAGAAAAAAAGGAUGUAUUCAUACGUACAAGGGUCAUAGCCAGGGCAUCAGUACUAUCAAAUUUACUCCAGAUGGCCGUUGGGUUGUUUCUGGUGGAUUAGAUAAUGUUGUGAAGGUGUGGGAUCUAACAGCUGGGAAGCUCUUGCACGACUUCAAGUUCCAUGAAGGACCCAUUAGAUCAAUAGAUUUCCAUCCGCUUGAAUUUCUUCUGGCUACAGGUUCUGCUGAUAGAACAGUGAAAUUCUGGGAUUUAGAAACCUUUGAAAUGAUUGGAUCUGCCAGGCGUGAGGCUUCUGGGGUACGCUCAAUAGCUUUUCAUCCUGAUGGAAGGACCCUAUUUACUGGACAUGAAGAUAGUUUGAAGGUGUAUUCAUGGGAACCUGUGAUAUGUCAUGAUACUGUUGAUAUGGGAUGGACAACACUUGGUGAUCUUUGUAUUCACGAUGGGAAACUUUUGGGGUGCUCAUUCUACCGGAAUUCUGUUGGAAUCUGGGUAGCAGAUAUAUCGCUUAUUGAGCCAUAUGGUGCUGGCUUGGAUCCCAAAAAAAAUGAAGUCACAGAACAAAAACAUGAUCUUCAAAAUAGUAAACUAGAGAAGGUUGAAGUUAAUGAAAGACCAACCUCUGGGUUGCGCAGCAUGUCUCCUGAUGAAUCAAAGGAGAUAAAGAAUAUAUAUAUUGACUCUUCUGGAGGGAGACCUUUUACUUUACCGAGGUCAGGGUCUUUAAGUUCUGAAAAAGUAGAUCUCCCAGAGGAAUUCAAGGAAAUUUGCAACUUGGGAACAAUCAAGCAGAGUCCUCUGACAGGAGUUCGUGUAAAAUCAAAUGAACAAGCAAUUAGAAAAUCUUUCAUUGCACCGAACAUUGUACCUCGGGAUGUUCCUGAGGGUAAAGUCUCAGCAAAAUCUGAAAAAGAGACCAUCACCUUUUCAAAGACUAAGCCUGGAAUGUUACUCAAACCAGCUCAUGUACGGAGAGCAUCCACUGGCAGAUUUGAUGUUGAUAGGUUUUCAGAAGAUAUGAAGUCUGGAACCUUUUGUGAUCCUGCAAUUAAAUUAGACAGCACAAAAGAGCCCAAGUUCCAAACAAAUCUGGGACCUCCGAAUGAAGUCAAAGAAUCGUGUGAAGACAAACAUCCUAUCAAGAGUGUUACAGACAAGUUUGACAAGAUUUUGUCUCCGAGUAGAUUUUCCGACCAAAAGAAAUGUGAUAAAUCCUCACCUCACAAGGAAGAAAGUAGUCCAGUUAAAUACGUCAAUGGAGUUGCUGUUGUACGAGGAAGGACCCGGUCAUUGGUUGAGAGGUUUGAGAGACGGGAAAAGAUUCAAAUUGACGAAGAUCAAACUAAUGUAUUCCUCCCCACAAUAAAUGAAACGACAGAAAAAGUUCACCAUGAAGAUCAAAUAAAAGCAUCUCCCACAGUCACCAUAGUAUGUGAGAGGAGAGAAAAAACUCCCUUAAUUGAAGAUCAAAACAAUCUGCCCUCUGUUCCCAAGACGACAAUAUUGGAAACUGAUAAAUCUCCUGACACACUGAAAGUUGAGCCUCAAAUCUCUAUACGGCAUUCAAACUCUGCAAAUGAGGAAGAAAUCAUUGAAGGUCUGAUGCAAACUCAUGAUGUAACAUUGAGUAAUCUUCGCUCACGCUUGACAAAGUUACAGGUUGUGCGGCACUUUUGGGAGCGCAAUGACAUUACAGGCGCUACCAGUGCUUUGAGAAAGCUGCCAGAUCAAUCUGUUCAAGCAGAUGUUAUCAGUGUCCUUGUGGAGAAGAUGGAGAUUUUCACCAUGGAUUUAUUUUCUUGCUUACUUCCUGUGCUCACAGGCUUGCUUGAUAGCAAGAUAGAAAGACAUGUCAAGGUGUCACUGGAUAUGCUGUUAAAGCUUGUAGCAGUUUUUGGUCCAACAAUACGUGCAACUGUUUCAGCACCUCCCUGUGUUGGUGUUGAUCUACAUCAAGAGGAAAGACGGGAAUGCUGCAACCAGUGCUUUAUGGAACUGCAAAAGAUCCAAAUGAUCCUUCCAAUACUGAUACGGAGGGGUGGAUUAUUGGCCAGGUCUGCCCUAGAGUUAAAUCUUGUUCUUCAGCAGUCCUAACUGAAAAUGUUGUAUGAACUUUAUGCUAAAUUGUGAGGGAGUGACGUGGCUCAAUAUGCUUUGAGGCAGGACUGUACUCAAAACUUAGAGGUUUCAUGUUGGGUUACUGUGAUCGCAGCCUACAAUUUUGUCUUGAUGAUUUGCUCUAUUAGCUGUCAUCAUCGGCUUUGUUGAUGGAAGAGCAUUAUAUCUAAUGAUAUUUGGAAGAAAGUUGUUUUAGCUCAUGUUAAGACACUUAAAGCUAGAACAUCCAUCUCAGGAUCUUGGUCUUCCAACAGUUGUUUGUGAAGGCUUGUGUCCAUAACUUCACUGAUCUUGGCUAUAUUGCUUGUACCUAUUUUUUUUUUCUUCAAUUGUUGUCUGGUUACUACCGUUAAUACUCACCCGAACUGAGGUUUGGUGCGUAUAAUAGUGACUAUAAGCAUAUGUAUCAGUCAGAUGUAUGUAGUAGUAGUAGUAGUAGUCAUGCAUAUUUCUUAUGUAUAUCUCAUGUUCUAAUUUCAAUGAAAUGGAGCUUCAUUUUUUUGUUCAAA